CUUAUGCAGUCACACACACACCCACUUACCUGCUACUAUAUAUACCUCACCGCUGCCUAUUCUUCUCAAUCCGCUUUUGCUUUGUUUGCAAGCCUUCCUUUCUCUCAGGUGGUGGUGAUUUGUGUAGAUAAUUAAAUCAAAGUACAUAUAUGGUUGAAGUGGGUAUUCAGAUCCCUGCAAGAACUUUCGACCCUUUUGCUGAGGCUAAAGAAUCUGAUGGCCCUGGGGCAAAAGAGUAUGUGCAUAUCCGCAUACAACAGAGAAAUGGAAAGAAGAGUCUAACCACAGUGCAGGGGCUGAGGAAGGAGUUCAGCUACGAAAAGAUUCUCAAAGAUCUCAAGAAAGAGUUCUGCUGCAAUGGAAAUGUUGUGCAUGACAAGGAGCUUGGCAAGAUUAUCCAACUCCAAGGUGAUCAACGCAAAAACGUUUCUCACUUCCUCAUUCAAGCUGGCCUCGUUAGGAAGGACCAGAUCAAGAUCCAUGGUUUCUGAUCAACUACCUAGUACCACGUUUCAAGCAGUAUGACACUUUAAAUUCGCUAUGUAUUCACCACGUGACAUUUUUAAUUUAAUAAAAUGUUAUACCUCAUUUUAUAAUAACAUAACUUUAUUAUCUUA
Messenger RNA from Cajanus cajan (pigeon pea), 617 nucleotides. RefSeq names its product protein translation factor SUI1 homolog. Gene Ontology annotation, molecular function: translation initiation factor activity. Gene Ontology annotation, biological process: translational initiation. NCBI's taxonomy places the organism in Eukaryota, Viridiplantae, Streptophyta, Magnoliopsida, Fabales, Fabaceae. The record is from RefSeq and is a predicted model, not a curated record.